Messenger RNA from Melitaea cinxia (Glanville fritillary), 1075 nucleotides. RefSeq lists its product as uncharacterized. The transcript is spliced from 5 exons. Lineage: Eukaryota; Metazoa; Arthropoda; Insecta; Lepidoptera; Nymphalidae. Bases 184 to 855 code for a protein of 223 amino acids. The record is from RefSeq and is a predicted model, not a curated record.
UCUAGCGGGAGUCCUACCCCGGGUUGGACGUAUCGUAUGAGUCGGUAUAAAUCGGGAGCGUGUCUCUGAAGUUUAACUGGAGUUAACGAAGACAAAGUUAUAGUGAAAAUAUUGAUAAAAUUGUUUAACGUUCGACUUCUGUUCAUAUAAAAUUUAUGGUCAAUUUUUAAUUGGCUUGGAAUCAUGUUAAUCUUUCUUUUUACAACUAUUUUAAUUGCUAAAGCCGGCAAAGCACAGCUAAGCGAAGACAGUUGCGACUCAAGCGAGCUACAAAUAUGUGUCGACAUGAUAAAGCAAAUACGGACGCCCGUCGGCUUACCUCGUACUAAGGAAGAAUUGGAUGCACAUUGCCAAGCUUAUCAGACAGGCAUGAGUUGUAUGGACGCAUGGAUCAAACGCUGUUUGCCAACUGACGGCCAGAAGCUUGUACAACAACAAACUGGUGGGGCACGAGCCCUAAUGCGAUUCCUAUGUACUAAUGAAACAGCCUUACGAAAAGAUUUUCUAAAGGAGCUGACAUGUUGGGCGAUAAUAUCGCCAGUCUGGUCACACUGCGUGGACGAGCUACAAAUAGCAGCGCGCGACAUAACCGAACGCUCAAAUCACAUGGUUUACUUCAAUAAAAACGCAGAACUCUGCUGCGCUCGUGAUUUAUUCAUGUCGUGCGUGGCUAUAGCCGGGCGCGCCUGUUCGUCGUCCGCCGCCAGCUUACUUAGGCGCAUGGCGUGGGUACUCGCGCAAGACGUCGCAGCCUGUAGCGUUCAGCCACGUGCUCACUGUUCUGCAACUCUAGCACAAAUCACUCCAAUACUCACAGCAAUGUCCGGAGUUUUACUUUACCCUCCAAGAGUUUAGAUUUUUUUAUAUAAAUAUACAUACAUACGUAGUGAAGGUUCCUAAACAGAGUUGUGUAUCACGAAUAUAAGGUGUAAUUAAGAUAGAUCCUACCAUUGUUAUUUAUGAUUAACAUAAUUUCGAUUGUACCUAAAAAUAAUUUGAUUCAUCAGUAGUAUAAUUCAAAAGAAUUGUAAUGUGUUCUAAACUAUUAUUCUUCAACAAAGUUGUAAAUAUAGAA